GUUAAAUCAUGACAAUAGCGUUUACGUACUUUGUCCCUGGAAUACAAUGGAAUGGGUUUUUACUUGUCACUGUACUUACUCUAAACUGUCAGCUCUACUCUCUCAUUCUCUCUCUCCCUCCCCUUAACUUUUUUUUCUCGCUAGCAAUCCCUUCUUCCGUUCUCUUUCUCUCCACUCGCUUUCCUUUUCUCUCACUCACCCCUUUUUUCCUUUCUCUUUCUUCCCUCUCCCUGUUCGUUCCUCGUUUCUCUCUAUCUCUCCUCUCCUUUUUUGUUUGCCUUUUCUGUCUCUUUCUCCCCUUCCUUUCUCUCCCUAUCCAUCUCCUUUUCUUUCCUUGUCCCUUUCCCCUGAUCUCUCUAUCAUAGCUAUGAUCUGGUGUAUGCAUCAUGAUUUGGUUCAAUGAGUUUACAGGGUAAUACUUCUACGUAUCAUGCAUUUUAUAUUGCGAAUGCCAACGAAAAGCUAUGUGGUGAAACGAAAUGGAAUUGUUUACAAACGGUCUCUCUAACCAUAGUUGUCAAAUGCUAUACAGCUUCAGUCCACAACCAGUUUGUUGGAGCGUGAUUUACAGGAACGCUGUUGAAACAUCACUGGAAGGAAAUCCGAUUGACAUUGGUGACAUUUGUCUUUUGGUAAAUCACAGUGAGUAUGGCCGUAAACAAUUACUCUUGAACAUGAAGAAUUGAACCAUAACGGAGAGAUUUUGUGCUUUCAAUGGAUGUGCCGUAACGCUAAAUAAAACUGGCUGCAGGACUGUUGAGAGUAUCGGAGCAAUUAGGAGGUUUAUAUUUAUGAAAAUAGGCCUGAAUGAGUAAUUGUCUUUUUUUGUCCAGGACAGCUAAUAGGAGCCACGGUCAAGUAUUUAGCGACAUUUUGGAAACGAGGUCACUACUAGCUAUAGUCAUCGUGGUCAUCUCGUCACCUCGCUGACCUGACCAAGUUUAUCGAUUAUAGAGAGGGUUUAAUCUUCCGAUAUGCUCUAUCGGUCUGUGGCCGGGAUAACAAAAACUACUGACGGAUCAAAGAAGUUUAUAAAAUGCUGUUGAAAUGGAGUACGAUGCAAGAAGGAUUCCUGGAUUACUUCACUGUCUUUAGAGCCCAGAUAAUAGGCUCUCUCACUGUAUCAGUCAUGCAAAACAUAUCGUAAACAUACCGUCGAUUAUGACGUCAUCAAAGGAAAUCCCGACCAUAAAAACGCUUGCAUUAAAAGUUGAAUAUGAAUAACAAGCCAUGAUACCACCAGUGAUUUGAAUUUACUCGGCAUAACUAUGGUUAUGAUGGGCCUUCCUGUCUGAAAUGCAAAGGGAGAGAGCAUUGACAUUGUAUCAAGUGCAACAUUCCCGCCAUGGAUGGAAGCGAAGAAUUGUUGUUGACUAAGAAAUCGAAGGCGGACGGGCCAGUUGAUCAGGCAUUGGUCAGUUUUGGAUGGCGAGUGUAUGGGCUAAUUACUAUCACUUUACUGAAUAUAAUGAACUUUACUCAACAGUAUUUGCUCAUUGUUACAAUAUUUGGAAUGGCCAAUGAGCUGGAGUUUGGUGAAAGAGAAUGUCAGGUGAUCAACGAAACUGAAGCACGUGACUACCUCCAUGAUCGGAAUAUUACCGGCCAGGAACUGUGCGCUGAGAGAGGAAGGUGUUCUGAAAACAGCACGUUCUUCUUACCAGAUGCGUGUGCUAUACGAUACACAGGACAAGGUACACUCUAUGACGUAUUAGCUGGGCCAAUCUACCUCAUAAUACAGGGUGUGGCAGCAAUUCCAAUCGUAGGCUUGUUUCAAAGGCUUUCUUUGAGACCGACAUUUGCCAUUGGGAUACUCACCAUGAUGUGGACCCUCUGUACAUUUUCCACGGGCUUCGUAGAAGACUACUGGGCGAUCGCCUUGCUUCGCUUUUUCUUCGGCAUAUUUUCGGGUCCAUAUCCUCCUUUAGCUCUCGGAUAUUUAUCUCAUAUCUUUCCAAAGGAGGUACACACUGUGGUCUUUGGGAUAGCACAAUACGGGAACCUCGCAGGGUAUGGCGUAUCUUACAUCUUCAUUCUUGUCAGUGAAAGCAUGGGAUGGAGAUGGUGUUACAUCAUCUGCGGUGGGUCAGGUCUCAUCCUCGCCGUCGCUUCUUGCUUCAUGGUGCAACCAAAAGGACACCAUAGUCAAAACCAGAACACCUUGAUGCCAUCUUGGAGCCAGCUUCGUAUCAGUUUGAGACAGAUUGCUUGGUCUUUCAUGAUAUUUAUAAUCCUCGCACAAACAGCACGUAUUGCAGUCGCUUAUGUUCUGUCUUUCAACAUCACCGUUUACUUGGUCGAAUACUUUCCAGAUUUUAAUAUAUCUCUAGUUGGUGUGAUUACAAUAAUCGCGGCAUUUCCCAGCUGUAUCUUUGGAGGGAUGAUGUGCGAUCGUCUACGGAAAGUUGCUGGUUUACGCGGAAGGAUUUUCGUGACAGUCAUUCUCAUGAUAAUUUCGUUUACAUGCGGAGUAUUGAUAUUCCAAACCAGCAUUACCUCUCUGGUGAUUUUAUUUGGUAUCCUGAUCUUCGUGGCGGAAUGCGUCUACUUAACACUCCUCUCCAUCAUCUCUGAUCUUACACCCAUGGAAUGCAAGCUGGUCGUGUUUGCCAUCGCUUACUUCUCCUUACACUCCGUGGCAGGAGCCAUCAAUCUCCUGGUCACCCCGAUCGCCUCUGCGACGAGCUUCAGACUGGCGCUCACGCUUCUAGUUGGAACCCUGUUUGGGUUAUGUUUAAUAUUUCUUCUCCUCAGCUGGGUCACCAUGCACAUUCAGGAAGUGACCGACGGUCAAGUGGCCAGUCGAGAAACUGGGAAAGAACAAAGAGCGGGGGAGGUGACCGAGAACACUCCCCUGGUAUACGCUCAGAACAGACGUAAUAAUUCUAAUUAUGCUAGUUAAUGUUAUGCUAGUUCUUGUAUUUUGUUAAUAGGCUCCACUGAUCUUGCUGAAACUGGGUGUUUACACUGUGAUUUGCAUGGAUUUAAAUCCGGGUGCCCGUUUCAUAGUAUGGACUUACAGUUAUGGUAAACUUGCCACAAUUGUAACUGCCAUAGUAACGGGGCUCAAUCAGCAGUUAAAUAAAAAUCGAAUUUCCCAUAAUGCCAUAUUGUAUUUUUUUUUAUGAAACUGAUUUCAGAUCUGCUGUGAAUAGAGAGUUAAUUGACACACGUUGCAUCUGUGGAUUUGGAAUAAAAUAUUGAAGAUUUGAAAAUGAAAUGAUUUCAGAUUUAAGAACAGAUCUCAGGGGUUUAAUCCAAAUCCACAAUUCGAAUGGUCAAUAAUAACAGCCAAUCUGGGUUUUUUUUAUCCAUGUACUUUAGAGUGGAGACCCCUAAACUUCUCGAUUCUCAAUGUGUGAUCAUGAUUAUGAACAGAUAUUUUGGAUAUAUUAUAGGCUGAAAAGGGUCCACGGUUAGAUAUUGUGCCCAGUGGUUUACCUUGGAAAGCAAGAAUAUGUGCUGAAUACCUUCUUUGUGCUUUUCCGGGGUUUUUUUUUCUUCAAAUUUUAACUCUUAAUUCUGGUGUACCAAAUUUUCUUUUCUCUCACACUGAUUUUAUGACCAAGGUUUGAUUCCCUUUUAAGGACAAUUUUGCCACUGAAUGUGCGUAUUUUAAUUUCAGCAAUGUUUUCGUUUGAUGCUGGAUAAUUAUUGCCAAUUAAAGAAUAAAACAUGAAAACCCUCUAUGGGGCAACGUG
Molecule: messenger RNA, 3701 nt
Organism: Lytechinus pictus (painted urchin)
Lineage: Eukaryota; Metazoa; Echinodermata; Echinoidea; Temnopleuroida; Toxopneustidae
Product: D-galactonate transporter-like
Exons: 7
Coding region: 1346-2902 (518 amino acids)
Biological process (GO): transmembrane transport
Cellular component (GO): membrane
Molecular function (GO): transmembrane transporter activity
Source: RefSeq, a predicted model, not a curated record